Molecule: messenger RNA, 1734 nt
Organism: Physella acuta
Lineage: Eukaryota; Metazoa; Mollusca; Gastropoda; Physidae
Product: UBX domain-containing protein 4
Biological process (GO): ERAD pathway
Cellular component (GO): endoplasmic reticulum
Molecular function (GO): protein binding
Source: RefSeq, a predicted model, not a curated record
GUACACUAGUAUAUGUAAGCUGAUCUAGAUUCUAGAUCUAGGUACUAAGACUAAGUCCUAGGAUUAUUUUUAUAACCAAUCAAGAAUCUACUUAUAUAUUUGAACCGAAGACGGAUUACACUUAUCUAUAUCUAGAGAUUCCAACGUCGGUCUUAAAAUACUGUCAAGUAUGAGGUGGUUUCAAGAGGGGAUCCCCAGUGCCAUUCAGGCAGCCAAAGCUCAAAAGUCUGUAUUUAUUGUUUUUAUCUGUGGGGAAGAUGAAAAAUCCCAAGAAAUGGAGUCCUACCUACACAAAGAUGAUGUCACACAACUGUGUGAGGAGAACAGAUGUGUUGCCAUCAAACUUACAUCUAAUGGCAAUGAGAUAAAGUUUUUUUCCCAGAUAUAUCCUGUUGUUGUUAUCCCUUCUACAUUUUUUAUUGGAGACACCGGUGUUCCUUUGGAGGUGAUUGGAGAGUGCAAGUCUCAUGAGGAUUUUCUUUCAAAAGUUAAAAAUGCCAUAGACCUCCAGAAGAAAUCUUCAGCGUCUGUGGGUGAACCAGUGCAAUCCACGUCCCAAGCAUCACCACCAACACAGGAAGUCAAGGGUGCCAUACAAACUGCUGUUGAGGCUGAUGUCGCAGGUGCAUCAGGUGGGAGGGAAGAUGACACAGGAGAAGAGAGUGGAGGUCCAUCAGAAAGUCUUGAGGCCAGGAUGGAGAAAGCAAGAUUGUUGUUGGAAGAAAAGAAAAGAGAAAAGAUGAGAAAAGAGGCUGAGGAGGAGAGAAGACGAGAAUUAGAGAGGAGAAAUGUUGGUCAGGGAGUACAGAAGUUGAGGGAGAAACAAAAAGAAGUUGAGAUUCUGGAGGCCAAGAAGGAACUGAAGAAAGACAGAGAUGAAGAGAAGUUGGCCAGACAGAGAGUCAAAGAUGAGAUAGAGAGAGACAGACAAGAGAAGGCUGCAAGAUUUGGGAAGGACAAAGCUGCCCAAUCACAGGCUGAGGAAGAAGCUAGGAAGAAAAAAUUAAAAGAAAAACAAGCAGCUGAAGCCAUGGAACAGGCCAGAAGAAGUGAUAUAGCUAGGAUACAGUUCCGCCUCCCUGAUGGCUCCUCUGUGACCCAGCAGUUCCCAGCAACUGAAAGGUUUGCCACCCUGCACCAGUUUAUCACACAGCAUAUGGGAACUACUGUAAGCCUCUCAAUGGCUUUUCCAAGAAGAACAUUCACACCAGAUGACCACAACUUGACCUUACAGGAACUACAGCUGGCACCAUCAGCUGUCAUACUUGUUAUUCCUGGUGGUAUCUCAACCUCUGAGGUCAGAAGCUCAAGCCCCCUCCUGAGUGUCAGCAGGAUGUCCAGCUUUGUCCUGGCACCAUUCUUCUACAUCUGGCAGUUCCUGUCUGCAAUCUUUGGUUUCUCCUCACAAACCAGGCGGCCAAACAUGUCUGUUCAACUUCAGUCUACUGCUACAGGGGGCGAGAGGAACCAACGCAAUGCACAGAAAAGGCCAGCAAGUUCAUCAAGUUCCAGACAAGAAGGCCCCAUCACAAGGUUCAGAAAUUCCCAAGAUGACGAUAAGGAUGAUGAUGGCAACACAUGGAAUGGCAACUCUACCCAGCAGAUGUGAAUAGUGUUGGCCUGCAUUUUAUUUUCAUAUGCCUGAAUUUAAAUUAUUAUUUUGCAGUUUAACUUAUGAUCAGUUAAUUUUGGAGCUGUGGUAUUCUUUUUAACUAAAUAAAGAUCCCAAAAUUA